Messenger RNA from Drosophila ficusphila, 2184 nucleotides. RefSeq names its product angiotensin-converting enzyme-related protein. Gene Ontology annotation, cellular component: plasma membrane. Gene Ontology annotation, biological process: proteolysis. Gene Ontology annotation, molecular function: metallopeptidase activity; peptidyl-dipeptidase activity. NCBI's taxonomy places the organism in Eukaryota, Metazoa, Arthropoda, Insecta, Diptera, Drosophilidae. The record is from RefSeq and is a predicted model, not a curated record.
AACGCUCUUAUAAAAACAAGUAGCCGCUGUUUAGAAAAUUCAGUAGCUCCACAACAGCAGCAACGAGAAAGGCAUAGCAAUCUGGUGCUGUAACGUCUUAAUACUACUGAAAUUCAAAGUGCAAAGUAGCUGGCAGCGAGCUGAUAAGAGCGGCUUGAACAGGGAAAGGCGCCAAAGCAAUGGGGACAUUUAAUUUAGCAGCCUUUUGUCUAGUUCUGAUUCUGUGGCUACCCCAUUGCAUGGCUAUGGGCAAUAGUUGCUCGGCUUCAGUGCUGGAGGCCCGCAGGUUUUUCGAGCUGGAAAAUGAGGAAUUACGGAAGCGUUACCACGAGGAGUUCCUUUCCGGUUAUAACUAUAAUACCAAUGUCUCGGAAGCGAACCGACAGGCCAUGAUCGAAGUGUAUGCCCGAAAUGCGGAGAUUAAUAAAAAACUGGCUCAAAGGAUAAAGGCCGCCGAUUACGUGCAGUCGGAGGAUGCGGAUAUUCGUCGACAGGCGGAACACCUCUCCAAACUGGGAGCCUCCGCCCUGAAUGCCGACGAUUAUUUGGCUCUUCAGAAUGCCAUUAGUUCGAUGCAGACAAACUAUGCCACGGCUACCGUGUGUUCCUUUACCAAUCGCACUGAUUGCUCCCUUACGUUGGAACCGCACAUCCAGGAGCGGCUGUCGAACAGUAGGGAUCCUGCCGAACUGGCCUGGUACUGGCGGGAGUGGCACGACAAGGCCGGAACGCCUAUGAAAGAGCAUUUUGCGGAGUACGUAAGGCUGACGCGCAAGGCAUCUCAAUUGAAUGAUCACCGCUCAUAUGCCGACUACUGGGUGCAAUUCUACGAGGAUCCCGACUUUGAGCGACAAUUGGAUGCCACAUUUAAGCAGCUGCUGCCCUUCUACAGACAGAUCCAUGGCUACGUUCGUUACCGUCUGCGACAGCACUACGGUCCGGAUGUGAUGGCAGCAGAUGGAAACAUUCCGAUAAGUCUACUGGGCAACAUGUGGGGUCAGUCGUGGAACGAGCUGCUCGAUCUGUUUGCUCCCUUUCCCGAGAAACCCUUCGUGGACGUAAAGGCUGAAAUGGAGCGACAGGAAUACACGGUUCAAAAGCUCUUCGAGUUGGGGGAUCAGUUCUUCCAGUCGCUCGGAAUGCGAGCACUGCCGCCAAGUUUCUGGAAUCUCAGUGUACUUACCCGGCCUGACGAUCGUCAGGUGGUUUGCCAUGCCUCGGCCUGGGACUUUUACCAGGACAGUGAUGUGAGGAUCAAGAUGUGUACCGAGGUGGAUAACCACUACUUCUACGUGGUUCACCACGAGUUGGGACACAUUCAAUACUACCUGCAAUACGAACAGCAGCCGGCUGUCUAUAGGGGAGCUCCUAAUCCCGGCUUCCAUGAGGCUGUGGGAGAUGUUAUCGCCUUGUCGGUUAUGUCUGCCAAGCACUUGAAAACGAUUGGACUUAUUGACAAUGGCAGACUGGACGAGAAGAGUAGAAUCAACCAGCUCUUCAAACAGGCUCUCUCUAAGAUUGUUUUCCUGCCCUUUGGAUAUGCCGUUGAUAAGUAUCGCUAUGCCGUUUUCCGCAACGAAUUGGACAAAUCUCAAUGGAACUGCGGCUUCUGGCAGAUGCGUUCCGAGUUUGGCGGUGUCGAGCCACCAGUUUUCCGCUCUGAAAAGGACUUUGACCCGCCAGCCAAGUAUCACAUUGAUGCGGAUGUGGAGUAUCUGCGCUACUUUGCCGCCCACAUCUUCCAGUUUCAGUUCCACAAGGCCCUCUGCAGCAAGGCCGGACAAUAUGCUCCGAAUGAAAGUCGCCUGGCAUUGGACAACUGCGAUAUCUUUGGCAGCAAAGCUGCGGGUCGAUCGCUUAGCCAGUUCCUCUCGAAGGGCAAAUCUCGCCACUGGAAGGAGGUACUGGAGGAGUUCACGGGCGAGACGGAAAUGGAUCCAUCCGCUCUAUUGGAGUACUUUGACCCGCUCUACCAGUGGCUCAAGCAGGAAAACAGUCGGUUAGGCGUCCCUCUGGGCUGGGGACCUACAAGCAAAAUCCCCUCGGAUUGCUGUGGAACAUUCAGCACCUAGACUGAACCAUCCAAAACUCGACUUGAGGUUGAAUUGACCCGCAAAAAUAAUGUUUUAAGUCUGUCAUUAGAAACAAACAAAAAAUAAAAAGUUUUAAGAAAUCUAUAAUUAA